UGUGCCAGAAAAAAAGGUAAGGUAGGGAUUCUGAAAGCCAUAUUUGGGAUGCAUCAUGACAUGAUUGAAGUGAAAAUAAAUAUGUGAAUUUUACAACAGUGUAUACGUUAAAUAUUUGGUCAAUAAAAUAAAACAGCCCCCAUCCGUUGCCUUGUAUUUUUCUCUACAUAAACAAUGGACACAUUUUAUCCCUCUAGACUGUAAAUAAGGUGGAGUCCACAGAACCUAUGGCAUAGGUUUGCAAAAUUGAUAACACACACACACACACUCACGCGCAUACACACCGCACCCGCGCAGCCCGACCACUCGGACGAGGAAGCCAAGGGUCGUAACUUCGCGAGGCUCCAAGCGUCGUCAAUGCUCGCCAAUGGAUUAUCGACGGGGCGGUCGAUGCAAAGCGGGGCAUGCCUGCCUGGCAUGAAUUAACAUUUCAACCAUUCCCGUAAAGCGUCGGGAAUGCAGAGGGACCCCACAGCGUCGCGGACCGCCUCCGCCUCCGAACCGGUCGAGGAGAAGAACCGGCCAACGAUGACCGCCGGCGGCAACCGGGGCGCUCCCGGACCGGACGGAGGAUGAAGGCGGCUGCCAGCGCAGAGGGAUCGAGAGCGGUAGGAGAGGUGGAAUAUAAUGAAGUUGAGUGGGAAAGGACUGUGCGCCGUCCUGUCCAGCAGCCUCCUCUUCGCAUGCGCCCUCAGCGAACUCGUGUUCGGAUUAAAAUGCGUCUCGUUGGGCUCCAGCGUCAGAGAACAAUUCCACCUCGGCGCCGCAGCCGGAGCGUUCUACUCCGGGCUGCUCCUCGGAAGCGGCCAGGUCCUCUUGGGCGUCGCGCUGCUCUGCUGCACGGGGAAGCCGCGCAGCCGGAAUCUGGUCCUCCUGGGGGUUGUGGUUUUCCUGCUUGGGGUCCUCACCGCCUUCUCCGGAGCCGUGGUGGACGGGGACACCGCUUCUCUGGUGGAGAAGAAGUAUUUCCACUACUGUGUCCACUCGGGCCAGGUGAGCCGCGCCUGCGAGGAGCUGAGGGAGUACCAGAGGAAUUUGGUCAUCUCCACCGUGCUCAGCACGCUCGAGUGCCUCCUGGGGCUCGUCAACCUGGUGCUCAUCCAAAGGUACAAAGCGGCCCAGUUCUCCCGGAGCAGGCGGGUCCAGAGGCACAGCUCCGGGCCCAUCGUCUUCAGCGAGGAGCGGGACUGCUCUUCGGCGGACUUCCAGCCCGUGUCUUAUAUUAAUCUAGCCGUUUUGAACGUGUCGGACGAGAGCGGCGCGGAAGCCCAGCGAGGGGGCCACCCGUCCAUUGAGCUGCCGGGGUACUCGCCCGCAGACCCGGAACUCAACCGCUGCUUUCCCUUCUCCUACCCGCUCCCCAGUGAACUCCCGCCCGCCUAUGAGGACAUCUUCCCCGCCGAGACACGCAACACAUAGCCGGCCGCUGUGGGACGAUUAGCGAAACCCCAAAGUUUUUUGUUUUUUUUGUUUUUUUUUUUGGGGGGGGGGGGGUUCUCCCAGAUGCCUGCGACAGCUUUUAACAUCACCGUCACGCUAAGGAGGAGCAACAAGCUGAAAUGUGGCAGUGCGGCCGCAUGGCAGCAUCAGGCCAGCAUCUUGCAGUUCAUCAAAAGUUUGUGUUGGAAUAUUUGCUGUUCAGAUUUAUACUUGUGAAUUAAAAGUAUAUUUAACCUCA
Hippocampus zosterae (dwarf seahorse) is the source of this 1678-nucleotide messenger RNA. Its product is annotated as transmembrane protein 271-like. The record is from RefSeq and is a predicted model, not a curated record. The transcript has a single exon. NCBI's taxonomy places the organism in Eukaryota, Metazoa, Chordata, Actinopteri, Syngnathiformes, Syngnathidae. The coding region runs from base 628 to 1419 and encodes 263 amino acids.